CAGCUGUAGUGCAAUGGCGGGCCGAGCUCCCAAAGCGUAAAUGCGGUCACACAGACCUCCUCCCAUCCUCGAACCCUUUUCUUCCUCCUCCACCCUCCCUCCCUGUGCUGUAAUUCCGUUACCUCACCCUCACUAAAGCCUCGCCUUUCCUGCUCACUCCAAAUGAGGGAGAGAUGCUUUACUUCCUCACACCUGUAACGCCGCACAGGGCCGCGGCACGCCGCGUUACACGUUCCGGCUAGCACUACGCUACGCUACAGAAUCUCCAUUGCCAGCCAGCUGCGCCGCGCUUGUCUCUGCGUAUAAAGUUCCUUCUCCUCCCUUGGGCCUUGGCCGCUUCUGCGCUCGCCGCUCUUCUCCCUCCCUCCCGACUUCCCGAGACCUCCCCAGAUCCAUUCCUCCCCGUGCUCACGCCUCCCCUGCGGCGAGACAGAGCAGGGAGAGGCCGAGGCGGGGCGAGGCAAAGAACCAUGGCUUCUCGUCUUUUUGCCGUGAUUCUUGCCUUCCUUGUGGGAGCAGGAGCGAGCGCGGCCCAUGGCUCCGAGCCGUGGCUGAACGAGACGCAGGUGUACGGCACCACCGCCAGCUCCGGCGGCAGCAACGGCGUCUUCGUUGGCCUCACACUCAUCCAGUCGGCGGCCGCCAAGGGAGCCGUGUGCUUGGAUGGAAGCUUACCGGGUUACCACCUGCACCGAGGGUUUGGAUCAGGAGCAAACAGUUGGCUUGUCAACCUGGAGGGUGGAGGCUGGUGCAAUGAUGUUAGCAGCUGUGUGUUCCGCAAGGGCAGUCGUCGUGGGUCAUCAAAUCACAUGGAGAGGCAGCUCCAGUUUACUGGGAUAAUGAGUAACAGACCUGAAGAGAAUCCUGAUUUCUACAACUGGAACAGAGUGAAGGUCCGGUACUGUGAUGGCGGAUCCUUCACUGGUGAUGGUUCUAAUGCGGCUGCAGGCCUUUAUUUCCGAGGUCAGCGCAUUUGGCAGGCUGCUAUGGAUGACCUGAUGGCACAAGGAAUGCGUUAUGCUAAUCAGGCCCUUCUUGCUGGAUGCUCUGCUGGUGGUGUUUCUACCAUACUUCACUGCGAUGAAUUCCGUGGAUUGUUUCCAUCAAACACCAGAGUCAAAUGCCUGGCUGAUGCUGGAAUGUUUCUUGACACCAUUGAUGUUUCUGGUCAUCGAGAAAUGAGAUCCUUCUUCAAUGGCAUUGUGAGAUUGCAGGGUUCUGGAAGAAGCUUGCCUAGGUCUUGCACCUCUCGCAUGGACAAAACCUCGUGCUUUUUCCCGCAGAACGUGGUGCCAAACAUUCAGACUCCAACUUUUAUUUUGAACACCGCCUAUGAUGUGUGGCAGCUUCAACAAAGUGUGGCCCCCAAAGCUGCUGACCCCCAAGGUCUAUGGUCAAAAUGUAGAACGAACCACGCUUUUUGUAAUAGCAACCAACUUCAGUUUUUACAAGGUUUCAGGAAUGAAAUGCUCGACUCUGUAAGGGGUUUCUCUGCGUCAAGGCAAAAUGGCGUGUUCAUCAACUCAUGUUUUGCUCAUUGUCAGAGUGAGAGGCAGGAUACAUGGUACGCAAGCAACUCGCCACGUCUUGGUAACAAGAGAAUUGCUGAAGCUGUCGGGGACUGGUACUUCCAGAGGGGAGACGCGAAGUACACAGACUGCGCAUACCCUUGCGAUAACACUUGCCAUCAUCUCGUGUUCAGGGGAGACCAUUAAUAUUAGUUAUUCUUUGCCACCCAUGAUUCAGAUGGUGAAAGGAACAUACCCCAACGGGUACAGAAUCAAAAGUUCAGAAACAAGGUAUAGAUAUAGAGAGGGUGCAAGCGUCAUGGCUUGCCCUUGUUCAUCACGAUGAUAUGAUUGAUAGGGCAGGGGCCUCGCCCGCAAAUGCGAGGAGGCCUCUGCGUUAGUUCCACAUACCAUGAUAUCGAUUCUUUUCGUUGCACACAUCAUUCAUCAUGUGCCUGAACAUUUGGCCCUAUUGGUGUACUGUAUAAUGUUAUACAUUCAUGUAUGAAACGUGAUAAUAGUGUGAAGAGAAUUUGUGCGGUGAAGUACCUUAAUUUGUGGUGCC
Setaria italica (foxtail millet) is the source of this 2073-nucleotide messenger RNA. RefSeq names its product pectin acetylesterase 12. Lineage: Eukaryota; Viridiplantae; Streptophyta; Magnoliopsida; Poales; Poaceae. The record is from RefSeq and is a predicted model, not a curated record. Gene Ontology annotation, molecular function: pectin acetylesterase activity. The transcript has 12 exons. The coding region runs from base 471 to 1715 and encodes 414 amino acids. Gene Ontology annotation, biological process: cell wall organization. Gene Ontology annotation, cellular component: plant-type cell wall.